GAUUUGUGCAUAUUCAUCCAGAAUUCCCUCCCGCGAUGUCCGCCGCCCCCCCUACACACCGCAUCGUCCCCGUCGCAGAGCUCGAGGGCCACGAAGAUCGCGCCUGGCAUGUAGCAUGGAAUCCCACCAAGCCUCUUCUCGCCUCCUGCUCAGCAGAUAAAACAGUCCGGCUCUACGGUUAUAGCGCGACCACUGACCCGGAGAGUCCGCUGAAAUUUACACAAGUCACUACAAUACCGACAGGUCACCUGAAGACCGUACGCGCACUCGCUUGGGCGCCUUCGGGCAACACGCUCGCCACCGCUUCAUUUGAUGCAAACAUCGGAAUUUGGGAGCAAUCUAUUGAUGAUGCGGACGACGAGGGCGCACCUAGCGCAUCUGCAGAAUGGGAGUGCGUCAGUCUGCUCGAGGGGCACGAGACGGAGUGCAAGAGCGUAGCAUACUCGAGCUCGGGCACCCUCCUCGCGAGCUGCAGCCGCGACAAGACCGUCUGGGUUUGGGAAGUCCAGCCGGAUGCGGACUUUGAGUGCAUGGGCGUGCUCAUGGAGCACACCCAGGACGUCAAGUGCGUCGCCUGGCACCCGUCUGAAGAGAUCCUCGCCUCCGCGUCGUACGACGACACUAUCAAGCUUUACGUGGACGACCCUGCGGACGACUGGUUCUGCUUCGCGACGCUCACCGGCCACUCCUCGACCGUCUGGUCGCUCGCUUGGGCGCCGCGAGGGAGCUACCUAGCCUCCGCCUCGGACGACAAAACGGUCAGGAUCUGGAAGCGGGUAGCUGAGCAUCAGUGGGUAGAGGCAGCUGUCAUCGGCGGACAUGGACGCAGCGUAUAUUCCGUGACCUGGGGCCCCGGGAAGAGCGACGAUCCCCACAGUUUGGGAUGGCUGGCUAGCGCGGGGGGUGAUGGUGUUAUCCGCGUCUUCGACAUAAUUGAACCUGAUGUCGCGUCCGAAAAUCCGACUCACAGGCUCAUCGCCGAAUAUUCUGAUGCUCACGGCGUUCACGACAUGAACGCCAUAGCUUGGUGUCCGCGAGACGGCUUCCAGGACCUGCUCGCCAGCGCAGGCGACGACGGCGUCGCAAGAGUAUGGCGAGUCGUACCUCUGUAAAUUAUGUUGUCACAUCAUGUCACAGUUCGAUUUCCGCCCGGCAUUUCCGAAAAUGGGGCCUACUGUUCUAAUCAGAAUCUAACUCUGGCCUAAGGGUUCCACGAACCAGCGCGAGCCUUACCAUGAUGCCUACCGACUCACUCUUACUGGUCUGUAGUGACGACACGACGAACGGAUGUCGUCGAGGCGACUGUUCUUGUCCCGCCCCUCGCAAAAUCAGAAUCGGGCCCGCGUCUAAUUCGUCUACGCGACUCCAUUAUCGGAUGCCCGUCUGGCCAAACUUCGGCGCUUUCGCACAUAAGGUAGGCUCCCAGAGGGUCCCGUGUUGAGGUUACAGGUAAGAGACGCCCGCAGUCUGCCACCUAGCGCGUCUGCCACCCUGCCCCGCGCGUAAUCCAUGUCCCUCGG
This is a messenger RNA of Schizophyllum commune H4-8, 1520 nucleotides long. RefSeq names its product WD40 repeat-like protein. Bases 36 to 1112 code for a protein of 358 amino acids. The record is from RefSeq and is a predicted model, not a curated record. The transcript is spliced from 6 exons. Gene Ontology annotation, cellular component: cytosolic [4Fe-4S] assembly targeting complex. Gene Ontology annotation, biological process: iron-sulfur cluster assembly. NCBI's taxonomy places the organism in Eukaryota, Fungi, Basidiomycota, Agaricomycetes, Agaricales, Schizophyllaceae. Gene Ontology annotation, molecular function: protein binding.